AUGUCUUUCGGAGGUCAAACCCCCACUAUCAUCGUCCUGAAAGAAGGGACCGAUACAUCUCAGGGAAAAGGUCAGAUAAUAUCAAAUAUAAAUGCCUGCCAAGCCGUUCAAGCAACUAUCAAGUCGACCCUGGGACCCUACGGUGGUGAUUUAUUAAUGGUGGAUGAAAAUGGAAGACAGACUAUUACCAAUGAUGGCGCAACAGUGAUGAAGCUUCUCGAUAUUGUACACCCUGCUGCCCGAAUCCUCGUCGAUAUCGCAAGAUCACAAGAUGCUGAAGUCGGUGACGGAACGACAUCCGUAGUCGUUCUUGCCGGAGAGAUACUUAAGGAAAUUAAGGAACACGUUGAGCAAGGUGUUAGCUCCCAAAUAAUCAUUAAGGGCUUACGGAAGGCUUCGGCGAUGGCGGUCAACAAGAUCAAAGAGAUUGCGGUGAGGACAGACGAGUCCAAUAGGCGGGAUACCCUAGCAAAACUAGCUGCCACGGCUAUGACGAGCAAGCUGAUCAAGAAAGAUACUCCCUUUUUCACGAAGAUGGUUGUGGACGCUGUCCUAUCUCUAGACCAGGAUGACUUAAACGAGAAACUUAUCGGUAUCAAGAAGAUCCCCGGCGGCUCCCUUACCGAGUCCCUGUUCGUCAAUGGAGUAACUUUCAAAAAGACAUUCUCGUACGCUGGUUUUGAGCAGCAGCCUAAGUCUUUCAGCAAACCCAAGAUCGUUUGUCUAAACGUCGAACUGGAGUUGAAGGCUGAGAAAGACAAUGCCGAAGUACGAGUCGAGCAAGUUUCAGAGUACCAAGCAAUCGUCGACGCCGAGUGGCAGAUUAUCUACAAGAAACUGGAAGCAGUUUACCAAACAGGUGCCAAAGUGGUGCUCUCUAAACUACCUAUCGGAGACCUGGCAACACAGUACUUUGCUGAUCGGGACAUAUUCUGUGCUGGCCGUGUCGCUUCUGAAGAUAUGGAACGAGUAGUUCAAGCCACUGGUGCUACCAUACAAUCAACCUGCUCCGAUAUUCAAUCCCACCACUUAGGCACGUGUGGUACCUUCGAUGAACGCCAGAUCGGCGGUGAGCGCUUCAACUUCUUCGAAGACUGUCCAGAGGCCAAGACGUGCACUCUAGUUCUUCGCGGUGGUGCUGAACAAUUUAUCGCUGAGGUUGAGCGGUCCUUGCACGAUGCCAUUAUGAUCGUGAAGCGCGCCAUCAAAAACCAUAUGAUCGUGGGUGGUGGCGGCGCCUGCGAGAUGGAGGUAUCCGCAUACUUACAUCGUUUCGCGGACAAAGAUGUCCCGCACAAGCAACAGGGCAUCAUCAAGUCUUUCGCUAAAGCUCUCGAGGUUAUUCCCCGCCAGCUAUGCGAUAACGCUGGCUUUGACGCAACCGAUAUCUUAAAUAGACUACGUGUAGAGCACCGCAGAGGCGGUGUCUGGGCUGGCGUCGAUUUCGUGAACGAGGGCGUUGCUGACAUGAUGGAACGGUUCGUCUGGGAACCGGCUCUUGUCAAGAUUAAUGCCAUACAGUCAGCUACUGAGGCCAGUUGCUUGAUCCUAGGUGUAGAUGAGACUAUCCGGAACGAAGAAAGUGCCCAACCGCAGGCACCAGGCCAGCCGUUGCCGCCAGGAGCAGCACAGAGGGCGAUAAGAGGACGAGGAAGGGGUAUGCCGCGACGGUAA
Molecule: messenger RNA, 1674 nt
Organism: Daldinia childiae
Lineage: Eukaryota; Fungi; Ascomycota; Sordariomycetes; Xylariales; Hypoxylaceae
Product: putative T-complex protein 1 subunit eta
Exons: 4
Coding region: 1-1674 (557 amino acids)
Biological process (GO): protein folding
Cellular component (GO): chaperonin-containing T-complex
Molecular function (GO): ATP hydrolysis activity; ATP binding; ATP-dependent protein folding chaperone
Source: RefSeq, a predicted model, not a curated record